UCUUUAAUACUCAAUGUUUGUUUUGUCAAAAUGGCGUUUAGUUUCCCAGCUUUUUCAUACAUUAUUGCGUUAAUUAUUGACGCAUUUCUUAUAUUUUUUUCUAUAUUUCAUGUGAUAGCAUUUGAUGAAUUAAAAACUGAUUAUAAGAAUCCAAUUGAUCAAUGUAAUAGUUUAAACCCUCUGGUGCUGCCGGAGUAUUUGCUGCAUUUAUUUAUUAACGUGUUGUUCUUAUUGUCGCAAGAAUGGUUUGCACUAAUAAUCAAUUUACCAUUAAUUAUCUAUCACAUAUUCAGAUAUCGAAACCGACCUGUGAUGUCAGGGCCUGGCCUGUAUGACCCGACGAGCAUAAUGAAUGCUGAUGUUUUGACUGUUUGUCAGCGGGAAGGAUGGAUAAAGUUAGCAUUUUAUUUGCUUUCAUUCUUCAUAUACUUAUAUGGAAUGAUUGUGGUGCUUAUUGCAGUAUAGAACUCAGUAUUUGUUAGGUUUUUAUUUAUUAUCCAAAGUCGACAUAAGGUGUCAGUCAAUAUUCAAUAAGCUUUUGCAAAUAAUAGUUGAUGGUGAAAUAUUUUGAUAAUUAAUAAACAAUGAAAUCAU
Messenger RNA from Pieris brassicae (large cabbage white), 594 nucleotides. It is a transcript of the gene cni, whose product is annotated as protein cornichon. Gene Ontology annotation, cellular component: endoplasmic reticulum membrane; COPII-coated ER to Golgi transport vesicle. Lineage: Eukaryota; Metazoa; Arthropoda; Insecta; Lepidoptera; Pieridae. Gene Ontology annotation, biological process: endoplasmic reticulum to Golgi vesicle-mediated transport. The coding region runs from base 31 to 465 and encodes 144 amino acids. The transcript has 4 exons. The record is from RefSeq and is a predicted model, not a curated record.